Gossypium raimondii (Peruvian cotton) is the source of this 1202-nucleotide messenger RNA. Its product is annotated as probable carboxylesterase 15. The record is from RefSeq and is a predicted model, not a curated record. NCBI's taxonomy places the organism in Eukaryota, Viridiplantae, Streptophyta, Magnoliopsida, Malvales, Malvaceae. The transcript has a single exon. Gene Ontology annotation, molecular function: hydrolase activity. The coding region runs from base 100 to 1098 and encodes 332 amino acids.
UGCGGUUUCCUGUAGUUUUCGUCGAUAAAAGUGGCACAACCAAGUGCAUCCUUUACUAAUCACUUCAAGUCUUUCUCUCCCCUACUUAAAACAAAAACCAUGGUUCAAGAAAAGAAGCUAGUCCAGGACGUAUCUGGUUGGCUAAGAGUCUAUGAUGAUGGCUCAGUCGACCGAACCUGGACUGGUCCCCCUGAGGUCAAGUUCAUGGCUGAACCAGUCUCACCCCAUGAACAAUUCAUUGAUGGUAUAGCCACUCGUGAUGUCACCAUCGAUCAAAAUUCAGGCCUCCGGGCUCGAAUUUACUUGCCGGAGGAGGAAAAUCCCAAGUUUCCGAUCAUACUUCAUUUCCAUGGCGGUGGCUUUUGCAUCAGCCAAGCUGAUUGGUUCAUGUACUAUCAGUUUUACACUAGGUUAGCCAAAUCGAUUCCAGCUAUUGUCGUCUCGGUUUACCUCAGGCCAGCACCCGAGAACAAGCUUCCGGCAGCUUGUGACGAUGGCUACGCCGCUCUCCUUUGGCUUAAAUCGUUAUCUAAAGGUGAGUCAAACGAACCUUGGCUCAACACCCAUGGUGAUUUCAACCGAGUUUUCCUUAUAGGUGAUAGCUCAGGAGGGAACAUCGUGCAUGAAGUAGCUACACGUAGUGGGUUCAUUGAUUUGAACCCACUAAGACUCGCUGGUGCUAUCCCUAUCCACCCAGGGUUCGUUCGGGCUCAGCGAAGCAAGUCCGAGUUAGAACAACCCGAGUCACCUUUCUUAACCUUAGACAUGGUGGAUAAGUUCUUAGCCUUAGCAUUGCCAAAUGGGUGCACCAAGGACCAUCCCAUUACUUGUCCUAUGGGGUCAUUUGCCCCACCAAUUGAAACCCUAAGUUUACCUCCAUUGAUGUAUUGUGUGGCUGAGAAAGACAUGAUCAAGGACACUGAGAUGGAGUAUUAUGAAUUACUGAAAAAAGCCAACAAAGAUGUGGAGUUGUUUAUUAGCACUGAAAUGGGUCAUAGCUUUUAUCUUAACAAGAUUGCCAUUGAUACUGACCCUGUUACUGCUGCACAAACUGGUGAACUUAUUGAAGGAAUCAAAGUGUUCAUCAAUAAGCAUUGAAAAAGGUACUAGUUUUUAUUGAUGUUGUCAAGCUCUAAUUGCUUGUUGCUUUUCUAUAUGUAUGUCAACAUUAUAAUAAAUAUUUAUUUUGAUCUUUGGUGUUA